GCCACAUUUCUCCUGUGGCUCUGUAUGCUCAGCACUACAACUCCAUACAGUCUGUGACCAACAGAGAAAGGAGAGCCACUGAUGAAAGUUUCAGAAUGUCUCCGCCCUCACACACAGCAGCACUCUCGAUCCCACCACACACUCUGACCCGUCUGGCACGAGAAUGGCUGGCUGAGGACACACCAAACUUUGACCCGGCAGGAGUGUGUGUGGGGUCACAGGAUGUCGAGGCCAGGUUGCUGUGUAAAACACCACACAGCGUCCUGGCAGGGAUCCCCUUCUUCACAGCAGUGUUCACUGAAGUGGGCUGCACCGUGGACUGGGUUUACCAGGAGGGAGCUGAGAUCGGUCCAGAUGCCAUCACGCUGACGGCUGUGGUGAGAGGCUCAGCAAGGUGCCUCCUCCUUGGUGAAAGGCCGGCUCUCAACUGCCUGGCACGGGCCUCAGGGAUCGCCACCCGUUGUUCUCAGCUCCAGGCAAUGGCAACAGCCAAAGGCUGGCAUGGAGAAGUGGCUGGCACACGCAAGACCACCCCCGGCUUCCGUGUGGUGGAGAAGUACGCCAUGCUGGUUGGCGGCGUGUCCAUGCACAGACAGGACCUGAGUGGAAUGGUGAUGCUGAAAGACAACCAUGUCUGGGCAUCAGGAAGUAUCACACAGGCCGUGAAAGCUGCACGGUCAGUAUGUGGCUUCAGCAGUAAGAUUGAGGUGGAAUGCCGCUCUUCAGAGGAGGGCAGAGAGGCAGCCGCAGCCGGAGCAGACAUUGUUAUGCUGGACAACUUUCAACCUCAGGAGUUCCAUGUUGCAGCCCAAGCACUGAAGGAGGAGUUCCCAACUACCCUGAUAGAGGCCAGUGGAGGGGUGACUCCACAGAACUUAGCUAUGUAUUUCUCCCCACAUGUGGACAUCAUUUCCCUGGGCUGCAUAACACAGGGAUGCCCAGUUGUGGACUUUUCUCUCAAGGUUCAAAAGCCUGUUGCUCACUCAAGCCUCCAAGAAUGAUGACCAUCAGACAGUCCCAGACUGAUUGAAUGAGAAAAUGUUGGGUCCUGUAUAGGAGACAUUUUUAUUAGGGUGUUAAUUUUUUCCCCCAGAACAACUGCAGUUACAGUGGCAUACUGGUGCUUGAGAAAUAAUACACAUCCUGUUCCCUCCCUGUGUCAUCAGUGAUAAUGAUCUACAGAUAUAAAACUAGACUGUACUAGCUACUCUGUCGGUGACAUGUAGGCCAAAUGGCACUUUUGUGUAGUUCUUGCAAUGCUGUAAUACCAAAGAGGAACAACAGUCACAUGUUUAAACUAAACAGAGACUAACAGAGAUAUUAUAAACAUACAGAAUAAAAGGAGAAUAUCACAGGUUGGCAGGCAACUUAUUUUAUGGUCCAAUAUGUUGAAGGAUCGAUUCAAACAAACAUUUGGGUGAAGCAGUAGUAAGCUGCAACUCAGCACAGCGACAAAUCAUCUUCCAAAAUUAAUUUGUCAAACGGAUUAGCAAACAACAGCCUAUUUCUACAUCCAGCAGACACAGUUCAACAUAAGCAUUCAUUUGGAGUCAUAUAUCUGGCCACCUGAUGAAUGUAUGAACUCUCCUUUUUGUUCUGAUUUUGGUCACUGGCUCUUUAUUGGGUAAAUCCUCCUCUACAGUUAGUGGCCACUAUUAGGUACGCUACAAUCUAAUGCAAGCCAAUGCUGCCCUACAAAGCAUAACCACAGUAACAGUUUGUUGACUGGCCAGCCAAAUGUGUUUUAUGUGGAAUGGUGGUUAUGUGCUUAUUACAUAUGUAUUAUCCAAGUAAUUUUUGUGGCUUAAAAAUCAUGAUCAAUUAUUUGACCUAUGACCCCAAAAAUGCAGAUACUGCAUACUGUCUGUGUAUUACCAUAAACAGAUAUGUAGGUAGUGCAAAGCAAGAGUGCAGUAACUACAGUCUGAGUGUCUUCUUUCUGACUAAAUCUAAAUCUAACUUAAUGUUUUAUGACAUUAUUAAAUCUGUAUUUCUUGUGUCACGUGUAACAAGUUGAAAUAGAUGGCUAAUUAAGAAUUUAAGUAUUAUUUUGUGAGGUUUAAUUAGCACAGUAAUCCUUUGUCCUGGGCACCCUAAAUAUCUCCCAUCUAGAAAAUAACAAACACAUGAAACAUUUCUUGAAGGAACUUCUACAAAUUUCCCACAGUACUUGAACGCAUCCCCAAAAUGUUCUUUUAUCUGCCAUUCAGAAAACAUAAAAGAAAAAUGUAUCAGUAACAUUAGCAGCUUCCCCUUCUAACAUGGUAGGGCCCUCAACAUCAUUGAUGAUCUCAUAGAGUGCAUAACAGGCCCAUAGAGAAUAAAUACUGUAUGUAAAGGGUCCAAAAUGUUGUGCUAUGCCCAUGUCCAGUGGGAUACAAGAGUUUGACCAACCACUUGUGGACAUUUUGAAAAAUGUUUGAUGAUGGCCCAAAACAAAUAUUGGGCCAUCAUAUCAUCAUUAUUUGCUCCCAAUAAAUCUAUCAACAAAUCUGCCAAA
This is a messenger RNA of Dicentrarchus labrax (European seabass), 2500 nucleotides long. RefSeq names its product nicotinate-nucleotide pyrophosphorylase [carboxylating]-like. Gene Ontology annotation, biological process: NAD+ biosynthetic process; quinolinate catabolic process. The record is from RefSeq and is a predicted model, not a curated record. Gene Ontology annotation, molecular function: nicotinate-nucleotide diphosphorylase (carboxylating) activity. Bases 96 to 1001 code for a protein of 301 amino acids. The transcript is spliced from 5 exons. Gene Ontology annotation, cellular component: cytoplasm. NCBI's taxonomy places the organism in Eukaryota, Metazoa, Chordata, Actinopteri, Moronidae.